GGUGGUGUUGGAGAACAGUGCAUAAGGGUGCCGUGAGGCACUAGCUUGCGACGGGGACUCAGCCGUUCAGGUUGACACCUAUUGCUAAUGGCCAUCGAAAGAAAGGAGAUUGCCAUUCAAUUCGAGCUACCCCUAGUUCACGGCGCUGCGACUUCUGCCUCCUUUCUUCCCAACCAGAAGGCCGUCUAACUAUACGAUGAGUAGUCUGGUUUCUGUUGCAGGCAGCUCUAUUCAGCUAGUCCUAAAUGCUUAUUACCUGGUCAAGACAAACAGGGAUAGAUGUCACAAGCUUGUUGAGAGGUGCGAGUCACUCGUAGCGAUGCUUCAGCAAGUUGUGGACCAAAGGGGUGAAGAUAUUUACGACCGAGACAGAAUUGAGAGGUUACAAGAAGCCUUUGAGCAUAUAGCUAUCGUCAUUGUUCAAGUUGGGACUCGAAGCUGGAUGCAGGCGUAUCUUCAAUCGGAUGGAGACAAUGUUAUUUUAGAAGGAUGCCACCGUCGUAUAUCUGACCUGAUUUCCCUUUUCAACCUAAGAGAACUCAUCGAUGUCGGGAACAAUCAAGCGGCCCACAAUCGAGCUCAAGUGGCUGUUAGCAAACAAAAUGAGGAAGAACUUUCAAGAUUGAAAUCGGUGAACGGAGAUAUCGUUCGUCAACUCAAAGCCCAGCAGUAUUUGCUGAAGAAACUCGCGAAGAAGCUGAGUGCAAGUCAAUCCAGCCUCUUGAUAAAUUUCUCGUCAUGUACAUUUUGUUCGUUCAGCUGUCGACGGUUGACACCGAAGGGGACGUCGGGCCCCAAGAAAUAAGCCUGCCUGCAUCGAGCAUUCCCGAACUUAU
Molecule: messenger RNA, 836 nt
Organism: Cantharellus anzutake
Lineage: Eukaryota; Fungi; Basidiomycota; Agaricomycetes; Cantharellales; Hydnaceae
Exons: 4
Coding region: 197-805 (202 amino acids)
Biological process (GO): cell surface receptor signaling pathway
Source: RefSeq, a predicted model, not a curated record